Messenger RNA from Acinonyx jubatus (cheetah), 1482 nucleotides. RefSeq names its product cystatin like 1 (gene CSTL1). Gene Ontology annotation, molecular function: cysteine-type endopeptidase inhibitor activity. Lineage: Eukaryota; Metazoa; Chordata; Mammalia; Carnivora; Felidae. The transcript is spliced from 4 exons. The record is from RefSeq and is a predicted model, not a curated record. Bases 1024 to 1440 code for a protein of 138 amino acids.
GAUCUGAUCUACAGACUUUCUUCACAUUUCAUCAAUUGUCCCACUAUUUUUUUUUCUUCAGGAUCCCAUUUAGGGUCCCACCUUAACAAAAGUUUUUAAAAUAGGAAGCUAUUACAGCCUUCUGAGUGCAGGUGAUGGGGUUCAGGACAUACUAUGCCAAAAUAUGGCACCUUGGCGCAUUGAAGAUUUUAAGACAAAGGAGUUUUAGGAAACGGUGAAGCAGGAAGGAUAUUCUGACCCCCUCCUUAGCCCUCCUUCCUUGAAAAUAGGAGACAAACCUCUCAUGUGAAAGACACCCUCCUGGUACAUGGACAUGGAGGACAUCCUUUUCUCUGGAGACACGGAAUUCAGGGUCAAGAAGCCUGUAUAAACAAGCCUUAUAACUUCUUCACCAUUUAUUACCCCUAGUCUCAACUCUAUUGUCUUGUUAAUUCUUCACACAUUUAUUAUUUCCUUGUCUACAGGGUAUGCAAGCGUCUUGUUCUGGCCACUUCACAUCCUCAUUCUCUUGUGAAGUUUCCCAUGUAUAUAUAAAAGGUCAAUUAAACCAUGUUUUUCUCCUGCUAGUUAAUUCUAAGGCCCAGCCAGAGACCCAAAGAGGGUAGAGGAGAAUUUUUCUUGCUUGACAUAAGUAGCACCUAACCUUCAGGGGGCCACAUGAUUAAUCUGUGAAUAAGGAUCAGGGUUUAUUCCUCCCUCACAGGGGGGCCAAGAUUACCUCACAAAGCUCUGUUGGAGUCACACCAAUAUAGCAAGAGCUGGUGCCAGGGCCUGCAGGCACAGUGGGAUCCAGCAGCCAGAAAUCUGUGGUGAGAAAGGUGGCAGAGCCACCCAGGAGCACCACAGUUUGGUCCUUUGGUCAGAUUAUGGUAGAGCCUUGAAAGACGAGGUUGGGUUCUCAAUCUCCAUUUAACCUGGGAAAGCCCACUUGGUGAAGACUGCUGUAGGAGGGUGAGUGAGUUACAGCCUGGCCCCAGCCCGCCCUGGCAGGUGCAGCGGAUAGGAGAUUUCUGAGGCUGUGAGAUGGCUGUUGGAUGCUGGAGGAAUCCUCUGUUGCUGUUGGCUGCUCUCGUCCUGGCAGCCAGGCUGGGUCACUUUCAAAGGUGGGAAGGCUUCCAGGAGAAGUCCACGAGCGUGAAAAACAUGAAUUCAACCCUCAAGUUCUUCAUUGAAACCUACAACAAUGCUAGCAAUGACACCUACUUAUUUCAAGUUGACAAGCUACUUCGAAGUCAGAUGCAGCUGACGACUGGAGUGGAGUAUAUGGUCACUGUGAAGAUUAGCCGGACCAAGUGUGAGAGGAAUGGCACAAGAAACCAUUCAUGCCCCAUUCAAAACAAAAAAAAGCUGAAAAAGAGUUUCAUUUGUGAUUUUUUGGUGUACACUGUGCCCUGGAUGAACUACUACCAACUCUGGAACAACUCCUGUCUGGAGGCUUGAAUGUAUCGGUGCAAAGAUCUUUGAUGAAAACUUAGAUGGCCA